AUGUCCGAAUGUACAGCAUUUCUCAUCGAUGUUUCAAAAUCAAUGAUCCAAGAAAAGGGCAUCGUUAAAUCGAUGGCUUACCUUGAGUAUGCACUACUUGAAAAAGUUAAAAAAUUAAGAAAGACAGAUUACAUUAGUAUUUAUUUGUUUAAUUCCCUAUGGGAAUCUAAUUCAGAUAAUGUUCCAAAUAUUUAUCACAGCCAGAAAAUUAUUGCACCUGUAAGAUCAAUAGAAGCGAUUCGAACUAUAAAAGAAAUUCAAAGAUACAUAGAUACAUUUGAUGAGGGCAAGUACGACGAAAAUUACAUUGAGUAUGAAUCAUUAUCAUCAUUUCAAUGUUUGAUUCUGGCAUCACUAGAAAUGGAGUAUUUUUUUGGAAAACGUAAAGUUUUUAAACAAAUUAUGGUUUUUACAAAUAAUUUAGAUAGAUUAGACUUAGCAGAAGCAGAAGUUAAAACUUUGACAACGGAAAUUGAACCAAGAAUUGUACUAGCUAAUUGUGGUAAGGAAUCAAAUGUCGACGUUUAUCAAACGAAAUGGGGACAAAUCGUUAAAACAAACCCACUUUCUAAAAUAUUCUCGAUUGAUUACUUAUUGAAGGAAGUAACCAACCCAAGAUUGGCUACUAUUAAACCAAUUAGAAUAUUUACAGGUCCCUUACGACUAGGAGCAGACAUCUCUAGUAUUACACAUCCAAGUGAAAGCACUUCUAUUGAUAUUCAAGAGGACCCUAGAUGCUUAUCGAUUUUGGUGGAGGGUUAUCCCGCAACGAAAUCAGUUUCAAAUUUAAAUAAAAUACAAGUAAUCAAGAAACAAAAUGGUCAAGAAAAAAAUAUUAAAAAGGGUAAUGAUAGCGUAAUAAGUGAUAAAUAUCUAUCAGCCAAUUAUGUUCAAACAAAAUCAAUUAUUGAAUAUGAGGUACAUGAAAAAAUUCUAGACGCAAAAGAUAAUAUUACUAGAAACAAGAAUAGAGCUGACGAUAAUGAAGAGGAAAGUGAAAAUGUAGAUUAUAAAACAGUUACUGUUUCAAGCAAAUCAAUUUCUAAGGUUUAUAGAUAUGGUACAGAUUACGUUGUUUUACCUACAACUUUGACUGAUAAUUUAUCUUUUAACACAUACCCUGGUUUAGAUAUUACUGGUUUCAUGGAUGAAGAAUCAUUACCAAGGCAUUAUCUAAUUUCUGAGUCAACAUUUAUUGUAGCAGAUAGCAGAGCAGGUUCUACUGCCGAUAUGAUGUCAUUUGAAAUCUUGGUGGAUGUUUUAUAUGAAAAUAAGAAAAUUGCUAUUGCAAGAUAUGUUCAAAAGAAUAAUACAAAUGCACAAAUGGUAAUGUUGUGCCCUGUACUUGUAGAUCAUUCUGAUAUACUGUCUGAACAAGAUAUUCAGAAAUAUAGGUCUAUCCAUGAUGAUGAUAAUGAGGAGGUUAAUAUGCGAGGCUUGAUUUUAUCACGUUUACCCUUUGCUGAGGAUGAAAGGGUUUCUGAAUUUCCUAAAUUAUCGAAUAGGCAUAUGAAGAAUGAGAAAUCUAAGUUAGAAGCCGAGGAAAUCGAUAGUUUAAUGGGCAAUUUUAUUGAUGGUUUAGAUAUGGAUGGUCUUCCAGCAGUGUCAGAUAAUAAAUAUUUCAAAUCCAUUAAAGAAACCACUGAGAUCUCACAAUUACCAUUGCCUAAUACUGAUAAUAAUAGGAAGGUAGUCGUUAAAGAGGAGACUGAUCCUUUAAGGAUCCCUGCCAUUCACGUGCAUUGUCAAAAGGAUGUGUUAUUAGAAUGGGUUGACCAGAAGCUAAUUAGAGACUCUGUGACAUUCGAAAGUCCUCAUUUAUCUAAAAGUAUGAAAGACCAAAUUACUCCAUUUUACACAGACAAGUUUUCUAUUCAUAAUGCAACUAAGCUGGUAGAAAAAUUGAAACUAAAGAAAGUAAUUGAAAAGAGGAAUCAAGAUAAGGAUGAAAAAGUGGAAAAUUACACGAAAGCUAGGGAACUAGCACAAGCUAACGACCUGACUAUUGAUUCGCUACUGAAGAAAGGUGUUAGAGAAGAUAUCUAA
This is a messenger RNA of Henningerozyma blattae CBS 6284, 2046 nucleotides long. It is a transcript of the gene YKU80, whose product is annotated as ATP-dependent DNA helicase YKU80. The record is from RefSeq and is a predicted model, not a curated record. The transcript has a single exon. Bases 1 to 2046 code for a protein of 681 amino acids. NCBI's taxonomy places the organism in Eukaryota, Fungi, Ascomycota, Saccharomycetes, Saccharomycetales, Saccharomycetaceae. Gene Ontology annotation, cellular component: Ku70:Ku80 complex. Gene Ontology annotation, molecular function: double-stranded DNA binding; telomeric repeat DNA binding. Gene Ontology annotation, biological process: telomere maintenance; cellular response to gamma radiation; cellular response to X-ray.